UAGAUUAAGGGAAUUAUGAAAACCAGUAACCUUAAAUUCAUCAUGGAAGCCAACUUACUGCGCCUGGCAACAUACAUGUGCCCUUCUAUCCCUGUUGAAUACUAUGAAUUUAUAGCAGAGUAUUUGGAAAGAGAGCUAAAGUUACAAACUACUCUUUUAUAUAAUUCACGUAAAUGUGGGCCAGAUAUCAGUCGAGGAGAUCACCAACAUAUUGAUCUAGCCUUUGUCUCUACACGUACUUAUCUCCAAAAUUUUAAGUGUGGCACAACCCAGUUCCACUUACUGCCAGUAGGAGCUGUAACAAAGCAUCCAGUCAAGGGUGAUGUGCUUGGCUACUAUGCAGACAUUGUUGUACAACAAGGUUUCAGAGAAAGAAUGAAGGAAUUUUUGGACAUGAGGGGAUGUAAAUUUGUGUAUUCACAUGAAGAUUCUCUUAGUAAUAAACUCCUGCUACGUGCACUAAAGCAGAUGGGAGAAGAUGCUUCUUUCUUCUCUGAUAUACAAGUCUCUGGAAGUCACCAACGUUCCAUCGAGAUGGUAGUGUCAAAAAAGUCUGAAGCAACUGCAGUGGAUUCUUUGUCACUGGCCAACUACCUCUCUCGCCAUUACUACCAUGAGCCAGAGCUGUCUCUUGAAUUGUCGUGGGGUCCACUUCCACCCCAUCCCAUAUUAGUAAACUCGAAACUUCCAGCUGCCUUGAAAAUCAAACUUGAAGAGGCCUUAUUGUCAAUGCACAAACUUCCAGAGUGGAUGAAGAUUUUAAAUUCAUUCAACAUUUCAGGCUUCCGCAAGACUUCUUUUGGCAAUUACAUUGAAGCUGCAGAACUCCUCGAGUUUACAGAAUCACUUUCCUUUGGCAUAACCUAUUAUUGAUAUUUGAAGUGUACUGUAUUAUAGUCCAAGGUUUAUAUAUAUAGAAAUUUCCAAAUAUAUUUUCAUAAUCUC
Molecule: messenger RNA, 945 nt
Organism: Cherax quadricarinatus
Lineage: Eukaryota; Metazoa; Arthropoda; Malacostraca; Decapoda; Parastacidae
Source: RefSeq, a predicted model, not a curated record